CAGCUGGGGUUUGCUGUGUGAGCAGACAGGCCACUGUAAUUCAUGUAGCCAUAGCUGGAGGGGGGUUCGCACAGCACCGUCAGCCUCAAACCGAACCCUUUCUGCAAAGCGUGGAGCAACAGCUGAACCUGAAAACUCUGCAGUUCGGGACCCAAUCUGGGACGCUCGCUAUAUGAUACGAUACAUCCGAAUGGUUUUUGAGAUUAAUACUGACAUUUCUGGCAGCUUGAAGACUUUUAUCAACGUUGCACUUUUGUUAAACUCAUCGGAGCUUCAACAUUUUUGAUUCCCCCUACAUCCCCCCCGCCUCUAUCGAGAUGUGGUGGAUGCUGUUUCCCCGAUGGAUUUGGUUUGUUCUUGGACAUUGCUGGACUGUACUCCUGCAUACGAACUGCCGGGUGACAGCGAUGCCUAUGAUGUCCGCGGCAAAGGUGGUGUACUCUCACGCAGGUCUGUGUCCCAAUGACCUGAACCCCAACCUUUGGGUGGACGCGAUGAGCACCUGCAUGCGGGAGUGUGAAUCCGACCAGGACUGUGAGCCAUUCGAGAAGUGCUGCCCUAACGUUUGCGGAAACAAGAGCUGUGUGGCGGCACGCUAUAUAGACAUUAAGGGCAACAAGGGCCCCAUUGGUAUGCCAAAGGGCGCCACCUGCGACAAGUUCAUGUGCACCCAGCAAGGCUCCGAGUGCGACAUCUGGGACGGCCAGCCUGUUUGUAAGUGCAGAGACCGCUGUGAGCGGGAGCCCCACUUCACGUGUGCGUCUGACGGCAUGACUUAUUAUAACAAGUGCUACAUGGACGCAGAGGCCUGCUCCAAGGGUGUCUCAAUCACUGAGGUCACCUGCAGGUAUCACCUGUCCUGGCCAAACACAAGUCCAAUCCCUGUGGAGACCACAUUACAUCCCACUACCGCCCUUCAGACCACCAUCCCAACUGACAUUCAGCUUCCUGCCAUACACAACUCACCCAUCAAACAGAUUGUGUUUGUGGGUGAGACGGCCAGCUUCUUGUGUGAGGCAUCAGGGAAGCCACAACCAGAAAUCACCUGGGAGAAACAACUGAAAGGCAAGGAUAAUGUGAUAAUGAGACCCAAUCACGUACGAGGUAACGUUGUGGUGACCAACAUUGGCCAGCUGGUCAUAUACAACAGCCAACUUCAAGAUGCCGGAAUCUACACAUGCACAGCGAGAAAUGUCGGGGGAAGCGUGUCGUCACACUUUCCCUUGGCCGUGAUCAAGAGAGAACUGAGAGGUAAAAAUGCAGAGGGGAAUAAUACCAACCUCCCAUUCCCAGCGGCCGAAUGCCUCAAGAUUCCCGACUCAGACGACUGUGGAGAGGAAAGCAUAAGCUGGUACUACGAACCGAAGAGGAACAACUGCUUCACCUUUACCUACAGCCAAUGCAAUAAAAAUCUAAACCACUUUGACACCUAUGAAGCAUGCAUGCUGUCCUGUGGGGGGGAGCUGGCAGCUCCAUGCAGCCUACCAAGCCUGCAGGGACCUUGCAAGGCAUAUGAGCCUCGCUGGGCAUACAGCAGUACCCUGAAAAAGUGCCAGUCCUUUGUUUAUGGAGGCUGUGGUGGCAACGAGAACAACUUUGAAUCUAAAGAGGCCUGCGAAGAGAUGUGCCCCUUUCCAAAGAACCACAACUGCAAAGUGUGCAAGCCCCGAGGCAAAAUGGUCUCCAGCUUCUGCAAGAGUGACUUUGUGAUCCUUGGGCGCAUGACUGAGCUGACAGAAGAGCAAGAGUCAGGGCAUGCAUUGGUGACCGUGGAGGAGAUCUUGAAGGAUGAGAAGAUGGGUCUAAGGUUCUUUGGCAAGGAACCUCUGGAAGUCACCCUUCUGAACAUGGACUGGAACUGCCCCUGCCCUAACAUCACCAUAUCCGAUGGACAGCUGAUCAUUAUGGGGGACGUGCACAAUGGGAUGGCCGUCCUGCAGCCCGACAGUUUUGUUGGCUCCUCCAGUUCUCGCAGAAUCCGAAAGCUGCGUGAGGUUGUCCAGAAGAAAACCUGCGAUUUCCUCAAAGAUUUCUCUUCAGCCUAAUAUCAUACCAGCAAUACAGCUCCUUUGUGUUUGUUUUCAGGUUGCUUUAAACUCCUGUGACCUCAACAGCAUGACAGCCAGUUUUUUUUGUUUUUUUGUAUUUCACUUUUUUCCCCCUUGUUCCUACUCUUCUCAAAAGAUCUUAGAAAACUGUUAUCAAAACGUAUUUACUCUGAGAAAAAUAUUUAAUAUUUUACCCUAACAAAUCAUAUCUUGUAUGCACUAACAUUGUUCAAUUAGUAAUAUUUUCAUACAAUUAUUGUAUGCCUUUUAUUUUGAUGGGUGUUUUGUACUGUUCCUAUUGUGUGACAGCUGUCUUUAGUGCUUAAAGGGAUAGCUUGGGUGCUGUGGAGAUUUUAAGAGGAGUGAUGAUCUUACCGGCUGUAGAUAACUCUAAAUAUGGUUUGAGAAUUCAUUAUAUAAUAUUUUUACAAAUUGCUAGCAAAUGUUUGAGACUAGAAUUUUAUUCAAAGUGAGGGAGUUCAGAAAGGUAAGAUAAUUACUGCUCCUAACCUCUUCACCAAAUGGCCUAAAUAUUCAUUUAAGGGGAAUGUCAAGUAGUUUUAAAGUGAGGUCUUGAUUAAAAAAAGUCAUAAAUAAUUACGGUAAUAUCUUAUAUUCUGUAGAUUGCUCUAUAUGUGCCUUCACUUGGUAGAAGUAUUGUUUAGGCUAAUGCUAGUCUGAGAUAGACUAACACCAACUCCUAUUGUCUUAAAGCAAUUCUGAUGUAAAAUUAUAGAAGGGUCGUUGCAGUUUAUGUAAGCACUAUUUAGUUAACCUUUAAUUUAUAUCCACAUUUGUAUUGGUCAGAAACGCUUACCUUCAUUCUGCCUAGUUAGUCUCAGAGGCUAAACACAUCAGCUCAUACAAGAGGGGCUGAGACCAAAGCAAACUUUGGCCGUCUUAAAACAUAUGGAAUUUUAUUGUUGCCCUUUAUGCUAUUCUAUAAACAUUUAAGCUUAAGUAGUUAAAUUAUGGAAUAGUAUAGCAGUAUAAAGUUGAAUAGAAAAAGCACUCAUUUAAACUGUUGUAAUAUUUUUACCUUUUUACAACACUUGACUUCCAUAUUCUAGCAAGAAAUGCUUUAAAUGUUCAGCAUGUUUCUCACAGGAAUAUCAUUGGUGAUCAUCCGCCUCCUACCUCCAUUUCCUGUGUAAAUAAUCACUCACUUCUACGUAAAUGGCAGUGCAAUGCCAAUGUGACUAUGGUUUAGCCCCCUAUCUCCCCCCCCGCUUGUUCUAGUUGUUAGCUUCAAUCUUUAGGACUACCUUGUCUGGAUUGGUGGAACAAGACUUAAGAACUGUCUAUUAUAUACCUGAUAGUGAUUUAAAGGUAAGCAUGCAUUCCUUUUUAUUGAGUCUAUGACCUGAGUUUUGUUUUACGCCGGUAGAAGUUGACUUUUUUUGGGCCCAUUUGGGACUAAAUAUCAUAAGCUCAGCCUCUGGAGUCAACUAAUCUGGACCUUACACAAACUAAAGAUAUCAGAGGAGCUUAUAAUGCAGACAAAUUGUUUACUUUUUAUGACUGCUUAACAAAACCUCGCAUUAAAACCUACCCCUUUGAGAUCACAAUAAUGCAAUACAAAGCCUCAGUUUUUCUGCCAGAAACAAAUAAGCUCUUGGGUUCCAUUUUCUUUUGGAAUCACUGUGUUCCAUUUACAACACUGAAUAUGUUUAUGGACUUGUUUAUGUCAUAUUUAUUUUUCUUUAUCUCUAUUUUAGGGCCUUGUUAAAUGAAUAUAUGCAGUACAGAGGAAUAUGAAUCUAAUUACUUACAGAGCAUUUUUUUAUAUCCUUUAUAGCCAAGAUUAGUAAAUAAAUAAAGAUGAUUUCUGAAUUUA
Messenger RNA from Gambusia affinis (western mosquitofish), 3885 nucleotides. It is a transcript of the gene wfikkn2a, whose product is annotated as info WAP, follistatin/kazal, immunoglobulin, kunitz and netrin domain containing 2a. The transcript has 3 exons. Lineage: Eukaryota; Metazoa; Chordata; Actinopteri; Cyprinodontiformes; Poeciliidae. Gene Ontology annotation, cellular component: extracellular region. Bases 318 to 2045 code for a protein of 575 amino acids. Gene Ontology annotation, molecular function: serine-type endopeptidase inhibitor activity; protein binding. The record is from RefSeq and is a predicted model, not a curated record.